This is a messenger RNA of Trichosurus vulpecula (common brushtail), 4150 nucleotides long. It is a transcript of the gene SLC37A3, whose product is annotated as solute carrier family 37 member 3. The record is from RefSeq and is a predicted model, not a curated record. Gene Ontology annotation, molecular function: transmembrane transporter activity. The coding region runs from base 196 to 1674 and encodes 492 amino acids. Lineage: Eukaryota; Metazoa; Chordata; Mammalia; Diprotodontia; Phalangeridae. The transcript is spliced from 15 exons. Gene Ontology annotation, cellular component: endoplasmic reticulum membrane. Gene Ontology annotation, biological process: transmembrane transport.
GGUCACGUGACCGUCCGGAAACGCUGGGCUGGCGGCUGGCGGCUGAGGUGAGCUGGCGGAGAGAUGCGGGGGCAGCGGCGACUGCAGCGGCUGGACCAGCUGUUAAAGAUGUGUGUUGGACAGGAAAGAUGAUCUAAAUCAUUCACUUUCUAAGCAUUAAGAUCAAGGUUGAAGUGGAAAGGACAGGAGGAAAGCAUGGCUGGGCCCAGUACUUUGCAGAGUAGGACUUGGAUAUCCAAAUUUACUCAUCAUCAUGUUGUUGUGUUCCUGCUCACUUUCUUCAGUUAUUCACUUCUUCACGCUUCAAGAAAAACCUUUAGCAAUGUGAAAGUCAGCAUUUCUAGCCAAUGGACUCCAAUGUACUUAAACAAAACUGCUGUGCAACUGGAGCCUGCAGAGCUUUGGAACAGAAGCCACUUAUUUCCAAAUGCUGAGGAAGCAACCCUUUUCCUAGGGACACUGGACACCAUUUUUCUCUUCUCUUAUGCUGUGGGUCUUUUUGUCAGUGGUAUGAUUGGGGAUCGGUUUAAUAUGCGAUGGGUUCUGUCCUUUGGCAUGUGCUCCUCUGCAGUAGUGGAAUUUUGCUUCGGUACCCUCACAGAAUGGCUUCAUUUCUACAACAAGGGAUUCUACUGUUCCCUGUGGAUUUUGAAUGGCUUGCUACAGUCCACUGGUUGGCCAUGUGUUGUUGCAGUUAUGGGCAACUGGUUUGGGAAAGCUGGGCGUGGAGUUAUUUUUGGACUCUGGAGUGCUUGUGCCUCAGUGGGCAAUAUUUUGGGAGCGUGUUUAGCAUCUUCAGUUUUGCAGUAUGGGUAUGAGUAUGCCUUCUUGUUAACAGCAUCAGUACAGUUUGCUGGUGGAAUCAUUAUCUUCUUUGGGCUUUUGAUAUCGCCAGAAGAAAUUGGUCUUCCAGGGAUUGAGGAAGAAGAAAGUUCUGAAGAUGACCCUUGCAGACCAUUAAUUAACAGUGCUGACAGUGAGGAUCGGGAGCCCAAUUAUUCAAUCCAAGAAGUCAGUACAAUCCAUCAGCCGAAGGCAAUCAGCUUUUACCAGGCUGCUUGUCUUCCAGGAGUUAUGUUGUAUUCCCUGGCCUAUGCCUGCUUGAAGCUAGUGAAUUAUUCCUUCUUCUUCUGGCUGCCCUUUUAUCUGAGCAACAACUUUAGAUGGAAAGAGGCUGAUGCUGACAAGCUCUCCAUUUGGUAUGAUGUUGGAGGAAUUAUAGGUGGAACUCUCCAAGGUUUCAUCUCCGAUAUGCUGCAGAAAAGAUCGCCAGUGCUAGCUGUGAGUCUGCUUCUGGCAGUCGGGUCCCUGGUUGGAUAUAGCCGUUCUCCAAACAACAAGAUUAUUAAUGCACUUCUAAUGGCUGUUACAGGGUUUUUCAUUGGAGGACCCUCCAAUAUGAUUAGUGCUGCUAUUUCUGCGGAUUUGGGUCACCAGGAGCUGGUACAAGGGAGCAGUGAAGCUUUGGCCACAGUUACAGGAAUUGUAGAUGGAACCGGAAGUAUUGGAGCAGCAAUGGGCCAGUUUUUAGUGUCUUUGAUUCAGGACAACCUAGGCUGGAUGUGGGUUUUCUAUUUCUUCAUUUUAAUGACAAGUUGUACGAUUCUGUUCAUCUCACCAUUAAUAGUGAGGGAUGUAAGAUCUCUUAUGCUAAGAAGACAAGGCACACGUUGAGGGAAUGACCAUUGCGCCUGGGAGAGAGGCUUUUGUAGAAAAAUCAAAAGGACUCAAACUGGACUGUCAUUUCAUUUUAAGUCACCAUAUUUGGAGGAAGCUAGUUGGUGGGAUAGACUGCUGGACUUGGCAUCAGGAAGACCUGAAUUCUAUUCCUGCCUCACAGCUGCACCCAGGGCACGCCACUUAACAACCUCUCCCUGCCUCUGCCUCCCAGGUUGUUGCCUGGAUUAAAUGAGAUAACGUUAUGUAGGGCACUUAAAUCUUAAAGUGCUAUGUAAAUGGUAGCUGUCUUUAUUGUUGUUGUUGUUGCUAUUGGGGGAAGGGGAAAUCAUCUGAAAUGGCUUGGCAUAAAACUUGAGUUAAGCCUAACCCAGCAUUCAACAUUCUCAGCCACUGGAGAAGCACAUUCUGAGCAGCUGUCUACACUACAUAAAAAUGGACUGACUGGCCUCUAGGGCUGCAGGAUGUUCCAUUUUAGUUCUCCUGCUCUUCUGGACCUUGUUCAAGUUUAUACCUGUCACCUUGGUAGCUGCAUCUAUUCUCCAGCAAACAACACUAAAUCAUGAGUUUUCAGCUUCAGAAAGUUAAGUGAAGAUGAGGACCAUGGUUUUGUAUCAGUGAGCUUCUUCUGCACUGUGAUUUGCCAUGGGUUUUGUCCAUGGUGGCAAUGAAUUACAGGAAUAAGUGAUCUGGAAGCAUUCUGUUCGAUCAAGUACAUGAGUUGGACCUGAGAAUUGUUUUAUGUCUUCCUUGACUGAAAAAUUCCUCUGGUAUUUCACUUCUUAGGGGAAAGUGAUACAACAUGCUUCAUAACUUAAUCACCAGCUCUCCAGCUUUAAUUCAUUCUUAUGGCCACUCUCUCAAUUGACUUGGCUUCAUUAAGAAUUACUUCAACUCCUGGAAGUACUGAUUAGCUUUCUUUUUCAGGGGCUUAUAAGGUAGAUUAAUUAUCUUGGACAUUCCAAAGUAUAACUAGCAACUGAAGUAUGUAGUGGCCCAUAUUUGCUGCCAGGGGACUUAAGUAACUAAUGUAAAUGAGUUAUAAUCCUCAGCCCUAUUAUUAGGAGAUUGAUCUCUGUUCCAGGUGAGCUCCUUAAGCCAUUUCAGAAUUGGAAAGGAGGCGGGAACUUAGGUAUGGAUGGGAGCAUGUGACAGUUGAGAAUCAACAUUAGAAAAGUGGUAAGGCAGCUGUUUUAUAGAAAAAUGAAAACCCUCUCCAAAGACGGGCAUUCUAUGCUAGUCACCAGCAUUAAGGUCAUUGUGUGUAUGGUUGGUAGGGCGGGGUUAAAUUAUGUAAACUAGCUAGCUGGGGAGGGGGAAAUGUGCAAUUUUUGAGGUUAUUUGUUUAUAGACUUGGAGAAAGAAUCACUUUAAUCAACCAGAUUUCUAAUCAGUUUGUUGCUUAAUGCUGACAAAAAGGGAAACCUUCUUAGUGAGCGAACAAGGGCUGGAAGUCAUAGGAAGAGAAAAAUAUACUGACUUUUACAUAUUUUUUAAAAUUUUCAGUUCCAAAUUCUUUCUCUCCAGCCACUCCCUCACCCACUGAGAAGGCAAGCAAUACUACACCCCUAUACCCAUUAUACGGGUGAUGACUUUUUAUAUUUUUAAAGUAUGUAAAUUAAUGGUUUUUUUUAAAUUUAUGUAUUUAAGCAUUUCAUUGUGUGAGCUGUAAGAAUUAGAAUGUUAUUAGUGCCUUAAGAUUCUCUGGGACAUUGAAUGUUGCCCAGUGAUGGCUCUAAUCCUACAGUGCUGGGAGGAUUCAUGGCUUCUCCCCUUAGUACACAGACAAGUGAUGGCCUCAUUUCUAUUAUGUCGUUUGAGAGCCUUCCCUCCCCUUUGUCUAAUAUCAGGCCUAUUUUCAGCUAAGUUUAGAUAAAUUGCAUACUUUGGAUUUAAUUACAGGUAAUAAACCAACCUUAAUCUAAUCUUUACUUCUUUCUGGCAUUUAGUGUAGAGAGUUUUUUUCUUAAAUAAUCUGUAUUAUUUUAGGACCCAUGUUAUCCCUUAUUUUAUCAAGUCUUAACCCAUGUGGGAAAAUUAAAGAUGUAUAAUUCUGUGUACUUCUGACCCAAAUGUAUCAUUAAGAGUUUUUCAUCAUGAUAUGAAAUAACUUAUUUGGUCUUACACAAUCUGAAAUGAGGGAUACAUUUUAAAGAAUAUGUGUGUGUAUAUACAAAUAUGUAAAUUUAUAAACAUACAGGUACACAUACAUACAUGUAUGUACCUUUUACUUCCUAUUGUUUUAUCUCCCUUUAGAAAAAAUGUAGCAUAAUGAAGGCCACCUAUAAAAUGCCUUUAUCCUUUGCUAUACAGAAGGUUCUCAGAUGCCUGUUAUAUUGAAACAAAGCUCCUAAUCUUUUUAUUUUUAAAAAUAUGAAGAGGCUUGGGUUUCUUCAAAGAAUCAAGUGGGGGAACAUUCUAAUGAUGUUAAAAAUUGAGGUCACAUGAAUAAAUUUUUUUUUACAAAAUGAAA